Molecule: messenger RNA, 709 nt
Organism: Salvia miltiorrhiza (redroot sage)
Lineage: Eukaryota; Viridiplantae; Streptophyta; Magnoliopsida; Lamiales; Lamiaceae
Product: glucan endo-1,3-beta-glucosidase 4-like
Exons: 4
Coding region: 187-528 (113 amino acids)
Source: RefSeq, a predicted model, not a curated record
AUGACAUGUAAUGCGAAAAUAUAAUACUGUAUGAAAUUUCAUGCCUGUCGCCUCUAUUUGCAGUAUGAAAUUUCCAGUUUUCAGUAUUUAUUGAGCAAUCCUGACAUCUGAUUACAAAAAUUCAAGAACGAGGCUUGGAGUAAUUACUAAUUACAACAUUCCAAUUUUAUCUUUUACGUUGAUAAGAUGUUGACCAGGACUCUAGUCGCUCUCUUCUUCCUGCUCUCGCUACUACACAAUUCUGAUGGACAGUUUGCGGACUAUUGCAUAGCAGACGAGCAAACCCCGGAGGAUGAGGUGGUGCAAGCCAUGAAGUGGGCUUGCGGCAACGGAGCCGACUGCAGCGCCAUCGGAGAGAAUGGGGUGUGCUACCUUCCCAACACAGUCAAGGACCACGCCUCUUAUGCAUUCAACAGCUACUAUCAGAACAUGAAGCACAAAGGAGGCAGCUGUUAUUUUAAUGCUGCUGCAAUUCUAUCUGAUCUCGAUCCAAGUCACAAUUCGUGCAAGUUCGAGUAUCUUCCUUGAGCACUGUUACAAGCCAAAACUCGUCAUCAAAUUUUCUUCAUAUUUUAUAGUUGUAAUAGAUGUCUCAAUUUCUUUUAUGACAGGCUUCGUUUUUUUUUUAUUAUUAUUAUUUAAAGAAGGUGAUUUGUUUCCAUUUUUUUCUUUCCUAAUGUCAAAGAAGUGCUUUUGUGAGAAGUGCAAA